CCUUUAUACACUUUACAAUCUCGAAAACACUGUCUAUAUGGACGAUAAAGAUCAUAAAGAUCUUGGACUGUACUUAUGCGACGAAAGUGAAUAGUUUGCCCUAGAAUUGACACGAUUCUGUCAUCGUUGUUAGUUUAGUGAAAACGAAGGCAUCAUUCGGAGGAAAAUGUCAAAGAUUGAGGAGGCGACCGAGCACAUACGGCAAGCUGAGAAAGCCCUGAAGACAACUUUACUCAAGUGGCGACCUGAUUUCGAAGUAGCAGCUGAUGAAUAUUCAAAUGCGGCUACAUGUUUCCGAGUAGCCAAGUCAUAUAAAGAGUGCAAAGAAUGUUGGGUAAAAGCAGGUGAUUGUUACAAACAGACCAGAUCAUGGUUCCAUGCUGCAAAGAGCAUCGAGCAAGCUCUGCUUAUUAGCAAGGAAAUGGGGGAUCUCUCGAGUGUGUCAAAAUUGGCUCACAGUGCCUGUAGCCUAUUUCAACAACAUGGUUCUCCUGAAUCAGGUGUAACUACUCUUGAUAAGGCAGCAAAAAUGCUGGAAGCUUCUCAACCCGAGCAAGCUCUGGAACUAUUUAAACGCGCAGCUGACAUUGUCAUGGGUGAGGACAGUCCACGUCAUGCAGCUGAGUAUAUGAGCAAGGCUGCGAGAUUGCUGGUGAAGUUACAGAGAUAUGACGAAGCUGCGGACGCUAUACGUCGAGAAAUCGGGAUGCACCAGCAAAUCAAACACUGGCAAUCUAUAGGCAGACUAACCGUGGCGUUGGUGCUGGUACAAUUGGCGCGGGAUGAUCAAGUGGCGGCAGAAAAGGCAUUUAAGGAAUGGGGCAACUAUUGCGAAGCUCCUGAGGUGCAAACAUUGGAGACAUUACUACAGGCAUAUGAUAACGAGGACGCAGAUUCGGCUAGGGCGGCAUUAAAUAAUCCUUUCAUAAAACACAUGGAUGUGGAAUAUGCCAAGUUGGCGCGAGGCUUGUCGCUGCCUCAACAACAAUAUUCUGUCGCGCCUGCUGGAGUAAGGCCGAACGCUGCAGAAUCAUAUGUUUCACCUAAUACGUCAAAAGAACAAUCUAUAGUUGAGGCGGAAGUCAAUCAUACAACUAAUCAAUCGACGGAAAAGAAGGCAGAGCCUGGAAUUUCUGCGCCACCAGUGCAAAAAAGGGAUGAGGAAGAAGAUGAAUAUGAGGGUGGGCUAUGUUGAUUUAUAUAUAUGUAUAUAUACACACAUAUAUAUAUAUAUAUACACACAUAUAUUAUAGUAAAGUCCUCUAAUUGGCAUGCUUGCAAAAUGUACCUGUAAUAUGUGCAUGUGUAUUGACACUUAUGUAUAUUGUACGUUUUUCGUCGAAAGCACACUGUUGGCUUUGAAAAAUAGCCCAUGUUGUUGACUUCUAAGAUUCUAACAAUUGUUUCUCUAAUAUUGUAUGUGCUUUUGAUAAUUUGACUGUCUUUUGCAGUUUAAUCUACUCAUUAGCAGAUACUAUAACUUUUAAUUAAUAAUUAAUUAAUGUUUUCCAUGUUUGAACAUCAUAAAUGAUAAGAUAAAAGUGAAUAUAAAGAUAAAUGGAUACACUUAGUUUUUCAGCACUACUCUAGCGAUCGUUAUACUGAAAUCUGUUAUGAUUGCAAGAGUUUACGAGUUAAUAAAAACGUACAAUUCUAAAUCUC
Messenger RNA from Odontomachus brunneus, 1662 nucleotides. Its product is annotated as gamma-soluble NSF attachment protein-like. The transcript has 7 exons. Gene Ontology annotation, cellular component: vacuolar membrane; SNARE complex. Lineage: Eukaryota; Metazoa; Arthropoda; Insecta; Hymenoptera; Formicidae. Gene Ontology annotation, molecular function: soluble NSF attachment protein activity; syntaxin binding. The record is from RefSeq and is a predicted model, not a curated record. The coding region runs from base 167 to 1195 and encodes 342 amino acids. Gene Ontology annotation, biological process: intracellular protein transport.